AUGAACGCGAUCCCUACUAUUGAUGAAAUUAGAGAUGUGGUUUUUUCCAUGAACUCUGAUAGCGCUGCUGGUCCCGAUGGGUUCUCGGCUCUCUUUUUCCAACACUAUUGGAGCGUUGUUAAAAAUGAUGUGCAUAAUGUUGUUGUUGAAUUCUUCUAUGGUGUCCCUAUGCCACGAAGCUUCACAUCCACAACCAUUGUCCUUAUUCCUAAGGUGGAGAACCCGGGGGAAUGGAGCGAAUAUAGGCCGAUUAGCCUUUGCAAUGUCACCAAUAAAAUUGUCUCUAAGUUGGUUAAUAUGCGUCUUGCCAAGUUCCUCCCUAAGAUUGUUUCUCCUAAUCAAAGUGGCUUUGUUAAGGGCAGGUCUAUUUACGACAACAUCGUCAUGGCCAUGGAAAUGGUGCAUGAUCUCAACUGGCGCCACAAGCUUUACAAUGUCAUACUCAAACUCGAUAUGAGUAAAGCCUACGAUAGACUGGACUGGAAUUUCCUCCGUGCUAUCCUUUCUCAAUUUGGUUUCAAUGAAGGUGUGGUUCAGCUGAUUAGUAACUGUUUUUCGAAUUGCUGGUUCUCAAUUCUCAUCAAUGGCAAAUUGGAAGGUUUCUUUAAAUCUUCAAGAGGCCUAAGACAAGGUGAAGCCCUCUCACCUGCUCUCUUUAUUAUUGCUGCUGAGUUUUUAUCAAGAAGCUUGAACAGGUUGUUCCUUGAAAAAAAUGCGAUGUAUUUUCAAACCAAGGGAAGAGUUAAGCUCACUCAUCUGUCUUAUGCUGAUGACAUUAUCAUUUUCACCUCCUUUGAUACUUCUGGUCUUGAUAAUAUUUUGAAGUUCCUUGAUGACUAUGAAUCCAUAUUGGGCCAAAGAAUCAACAAGGACAAAAGCUCUAUUAUAUUGCCGAAGCUCUGCCCAGCGGCCAUCCAAAGAGAUCUGAUUUGCAGAACUGGUUUCAACAUUGCGGAGCUUCCAAUCAACUACCUUGGUGCCCCUCUCUUUGUGGGCAACAAAAGAGCGGUCCUUUAUGAGGGAUUAUUGGAAAAAAUUUUACAGCCCCCAAAGUCUACUGUGCAUGUAUUCGAACAGCUCCUCGCCAGGUUUUUCUGGGGAUCUUAUAACUCCAGACGGAGGAAACACUGGGUUUCUUGGUCUAAAAUCUGCAGACCUAAAGAGGAAGGCGGCCUUGGUAUUAGGAGGCUCGAAGAUGUCAUCAAAGCGUUCUCAUUUAAACUUUGGUGGAGAUUGAGACAACAGAAUUCAUUAUGGGCUAAUAUGAUGGAACAAAAGUACUAUCGGGGGUUCUUCCCAGGACAUACACAAAUUAAGGCUCAUGAUAGUUCUGUUUGGAAACGCCUUUGUAACAUUCGGCAAGAGGCGCAGAAGAAAAUCUAUUGGGUCCUGGGGCAGGGUUCUUGCUCUUUUUGGCAUGACCAUUGGUGUAGAGAUCAACCCCUGGCCAAUCUCGUGGCUGGGAACAAACCCCAUAGGGUUAUGCACAACUUAUGGCUUGAUGGAAACUGCGACAUCUCCCUCCUAUCCACAAUUGUUCCUCAUCAUCUUAUUUCUUCUAUUACUUCCGUCCUUAUCAAUUCUGACAAAGAUGUCCUUAUUUGGAAGGAUUCCUCCUCUGGUCUUUUUUCAAUCUCUUCGAUCUGGAAUAGAGUUCGUAGCGUCAGUCCUAGGAGUCUUAUUUUCAACCAAAUUUGGAACCCUAUGCUUACUCCUACGAUAUCUGUCUUUCUUUGGCGCCUUCUUCUGGGUAAGAUCCCUCUUGAUUCAUCUCUUCAGAAACUAGGUAUAAGCCUUGCCUCUAAAUGUCAAUGUUGUCGGAAUGUGGAAACGGUUGAGAAUCUCUUUACGAUUGGGAUGCAAUCUUCUAAGGAACCCCUCAAAAAUUCUACCAACAUGUACGCGGAGCUUUAUGCUAUCUGGCGUGGGCUUGAACUGGUUGCAGAACGGAACCUCCAGCCAAUCUGGAUUGAAACGGAUUAUAUGCCGUGCUACCGCAUCAUUCAAAAUGCUGCCCCGCCUUGUGGCCCCUGGGACCGCCUUGAUGGCACACCUGAACUAAACCCUGAUCUAUUUGACCCACAAUUUUCAUUUUGA
Molecule: messenger RNA, 2097 nt
Organism: Andrographis paniculata
Lineage: Eukaryota; Viridiplantae; Streptophyta; Magnoliopsida; Lamiales; Acanthaceae
Exons: 3
Coding region: 1-2097 (698 amino acids)
Molecular function (GO): nucleic acid binding; RNA-DNA hybrid ribonuclease activity
Source: RefSeq, a predicted model, not a curated record